AUGAAUCCAGCCAGGAGCAUCCAGCUUAUCCUGAUCCUCUACCUCCAGUGCAUCUCUGUAUGCACACCUGCUCCGGCUCGUGGCCAUGCAGAGGAGCGACUACUUCAGGUUUUAUUCCAGCGCUAUAACAAGCUCUCACGUCCUGUUCAGAACAUCUCAGACGUCGUUUUUGUCCACUUCGGCCUUUCCAUCGCUCAGCUCAUUGAUGUAGAUGAAAAGAACCAAAUGAUGACCACCAAUGUUUGGGUGAAACAGGAAUGGAGCGAUUACAAGCUGCGCUGGAACCCUGAGGAGUUCGAGAAUGUCACCUCCAUCAGAAUCCCCUCCGAGCUCAUCUGGAGGCCCGAUAUUGUGCUCUACAACAAUGCUGAUGGAGAUUUCGCCGUGACCCAUUUGACCAAAGCCCAGGUGUUCCAUGAUGGUAGAGUCAAAUGGAAGCCUCCUGCCAUAUAUAAGAGCUCCUGCAGUAUUGACGUCACCUUCUUCCCUUUCGAUCAGCAAAACUGUAAGAUGAAAUUCGGGUCUUGGACGUAUGACCGAGCCAAGAUCGACUUGAUCAGCAUGGACAGCAAUGUGGAUCAAAUGGACUACUGGGAGAGUGGUGAGUGGGUCAUCAUCAAUGCUGUGGGAAAGUACAACAGCAAGAAAUAUGAGUGCUGCACAGAAAUCUACCCAGACAUUACAUAUUACUUUAUCAUCCGUCGGCUCCCUCUGUUCUACACCAUCAAUCUGAUCAUCCCGUGCCUGCUGAUCUCAUGCUUGACCGUGCUCGUGUUCUAUCUACCUUCUGAGUGUGCUGAGAAGAUCACGCUGUGCAUAUCUGUGCUGCUCUCGCUCACAGUGUUCCUCCUGCUCAUCACAGAAAUCAUCCCUUCCACCUCAUUGGUCAUUCCACUCAUCGGUGAGUACCUGCUCUUCACCAUGAUCUUUGUCACACUUUCCAUUAUCAUCACUGUGUUUGUGCUGAACGUCCACCACCGCUCAACUCGCACACACCGAAUGCCUAACUGGGUCCGCCAACUCUUUCUCCACCUGGUACCUCGAUACCUUUUCAUGAAACGCCCACCCGCCGCAGGGAAGAGGAACUGCCGCAAACUCAUCGAAAUGAUGCACAAGCCAAUGGCGAUGCAGCCAAUCCAGCAGGAUAACCCCCCCAUGACCAUGCCCCUUGACCUGUGCACGGUCUCUGCUGCUCCAUCAUGCGCGAUACAACGUGAAGCGGCGUCCAAAUCUCCUCUUUUCUGCAGCUCACCCAGCAGUCAGUACUCCAUCCUUCAAGAGGAGCCCACACUCAUGAACCGCACUCCUGGCACUCAAGUGAACACUUCCUCUACAACAAGCCCUUCGUUGUCUCCAGAUGCACCGCUUGGGCCUCUGCUUCGAACAUUAGCCCUGAGUGAGAUUUGUGAAUAUCAGUGCCACAGUGCCGAGAGUGUGUUUGUGGAUACCACCGAGGGUUCGCACGAGACGGAAACUCUUUGGCACUGCCAUAAGCAUGAGGAGACAAGCAUACAUACGUACUUCACUGCAGAUCGAGGUGAAAGGAAAGGUUCGUGUGGACGACACAAGGUCCGGGGCACGCAAAUCUCAAAUUCCAACUGCUGUAAAGAAUCCAAGAUGGAGGAACUUCCGGUGUCCCAGUCACUCCUGCGGGCCCUCGAGGGAGUCCAGUACAUCGCCGACCAUCUCAGAGCUGAGGAUUCAGACUUUUCGGUACGAGAAGACUGGAAAUACGUUGCCAUGGUGAUCGAUCGAAUAUUCCUCUGGAUGUUUGUGUUGGUGUGCAUUUUGGGGACAGCGGGACUGUUUCUACCUCCUUGGUUGGCCGGAAUGAUCUAG
Messenger RNA from Clarias gariepinus (North African catfish), 1839 nucleotides. RefSeq names its product cholinergic receptor, nicotinic, alpha 4b (gene chrna4b). Lineage: Eukaryota; Metazoa; Chordata; Actinopteri; Siluriformes; Clariidae. Gene Ontology annotation, molecular function: acetylcholine-gated monoatomic cation-selective channel activity; transmembrane signaling receptor activity. Bases 1 to 1839 code for a protein of 612 amino acids. Gene Ontology annotation, biological process: signal transduction; monoatomic ion transmembrane transport; nervous system process. The record is from RefSeq and is a predicted model, not a curated record. The transcript is spliced from 6 exons. Gene Ontology annotation, cellular component: postsynaptic membrane; neuron projection; synapse.